CCGGCAGCUGUUAAUGGCGGCAGUUAUGCGGCGAAAUUUCUCGAUCGUACACCCGUUUUCGUAAUUUCUUUAGCGAUUUACCGUUAAUAUAAAAAAACAGGCGAGUCGCAAAUGCUUAACUAGACGUCAGUUUUCUAAGUAAGCGCUAGAAUGGCCGCUGACAACGUUGUGGAUGGCAAAUCAAAGCUGGAAUUCGACGUCAACAUGACGUGCGGUGGGUGUGAGGCGAAAGUACGCGAGUCCCUGCAAAAGAUCGGCGUCCAGAACAUGGUCAUCGACGUGGACAAACAGAGCGUCGUGGUGGAGACCGAGAUUCCAUUCACCAAGGUCCAGGAAGCCAUUCGAAGCACCGGAAAAGUGGCCGUGCUGAAAGGGUACGGCCCUUCUGCAGCACAAGGUGUCGCUGCUGCUGUGUCCGAGAUCUUUGGGCAGUCUGGCAUCAUGGGAGUUGUGCGCUUCACCCAAGGCACUGAUGGGGCAUGCAUCGUUGAUGGAGUGAUAGACGGCCUGAAACAAGGGCAGACGCACCGGCUACGCAUUCACGAACUGGGUGACCUCUCCAAUGGCUGCCAAAGUACCGGUGACGUUUACGACCCACAUCCCAUUGCAUCAGAUGGCAAAAGGCCGAGGAGAUAUGGCAGUCUCGGUGAAAUAGAUGUUGACAACAACGGCCGGAGUGUCUUUCGAAGAACCAAUGACAUCGUGAAGGUGUGGGACAUCAUUGGCAGGUCCUUGGUUGUCUGUUCGGAGUCCUCAAAUGAGUCCCACACUGGAGACAAAGACUGCUCUAGACUCGCCUGCGGCAUCAUCGCAAGAGCAUCCGGCGUCGCCCAAAACCCAAAGAGAAUCUGUGCCUGUGACGGAGUCAGCGUCUGGGACGAACAGAACCCGCCCAACCUUAAAAAAAACGAUAGCUGAGCAAACUCGGAAGGAACGGUGAUGCUACUAACUACAACUUUUCCUCGUCAGCUUCGCAGUGGCGCAUGUGGAACCAGUUUUCAGCGCAGAGCCAGUGUGUUCAUUUCGGUGACGGCGUCACUGCUAUGAACAUGAGUGUCUAGUUACUAUCCUUGAAGGAAUGUUGAAGACAAGCGACAUGUGAUAUUGUGCAGUUCGCAGCCGACUCUUGAUAUCUCGAAUUUGGAUGUAAUGAAUCCGUUUUGUACGCUUGGAUUGGGACGUAAAUCCCACAUAUCAAUCAACUUUGUGUGCUUGAAUAUAAAGGCUUCUAUGCAUAGUUAGACCUGAAUCAGUUUAUGUCAGUGUGAACGCCCUGGGACUAUAUUUUUUUUUAAUUUCAAACACUGUUAAAGUGAAAACUGCUGAAAAAACUCACCUGCACUACUUAAAAAUAUUCUGAUGUGUGCACUUAGUACACAUCACAAUAUUGUUUUUUUGUUCUUGAGAAAAUGAAACUUCAACUAGUAAUUGGUUUUCUAGCUAUAUUUUCUUCCUGCAAAACUUCAUUACAUUUGGCAAACUAGUGAGUUCAUAUUGUGUUGGAGAAGCACAUGGUUAAUGGGUGUUUCAUGAUGAAAAAAGUUUGACUGUACUUGUAUAAUUUAUUCACCGAAAGGUGGUUUUCUAAUGUACACAUGAUGUUGGGAGAACUCCUAAGAAGCAUUUGAACAAGUAUUUAUUUCGUUUCCUAUUGACUACAGAUAGCAUGCUGGGCAUGGGCCCUUUCUUUACAUGCAUUCCGUUUCUAUCUGCAGGCAGCAUAUUAUUAUCUGUGUUUUACACAUUCAGUGCAUUUAUAUUGUAGUAUGUUAUGGCCGCGCUGGACGACAUUUUAAAUUAGCAAUAAACCUACAUUUUUGCUUGUUA
Messenger RNA from Rhipicephalus microplus (southern cattle tick), 1827 nucleotides. It is a transcript of the gene Ccs, whose product is annotated as Copper chaperone for superoxide dismutase. The record is from RefSeq and is a predicted model, not a curated record. Gene Ontology annotation, molecular function: copper ion binding. NCBI's taxonomy places the organism in Eukaryota, Metazoa, Arthropoda, Arachnida, Ixodida, Ixodidae. Gene Ontology annotation, biological process: superoxide metabolic process.